AUGUCAAUGAGCAUUCAACCUUAUUAUCCUAUUCCUGUUACUUUAACAUCUCUUAUUGAGACCUACAAAACUGAAAUUCAAGAAUCUGUUUCGAAACAUGAUCCAACCUAUGUCUUCAGAGAAUACUAUGUAUGCCAUCGUUCAGGCUCCGAAAGUGAACAUGGUGGUGUUGUCCGAGUUGGUACUUCCGUCCCGGCAUCCGGUUUGUAG
This is a messenger RNA of Mucor mucedo, 210 nucleotides long. RefSeq lists its product as uncharacterized. Bases 1 to 210 code for a protein of 69 amino acids. Lineage: Eukaryota; Fungi; Mucoromycota; Mucoromycetes; Mucorales; Mucoraceae. The record is from RefSeq and is a predicted model, not a curated record. The transcript is spliced from 2 exons.